Messenger RNA from Zerene cesonia (dogface butterfly), 1952 nucleotides. RefSeq names its product glycine-rich RNA-binding protein 10-like (gene CPG10). Lineage: Eukaryota; Metazoa; Arthropoda; Insecta; Lepidoptera; Pieridae. The record is from RefSeq and is a predicted model, not a curated record. Bases 41 to 757 code for a protein of 238 amino acids. The transcript is spliced from 2 exons.
UAAAUAGGUUGGCGGCGUGAAUCCUUUGCCAGUGACCGCUAUGGGAUUCCGUGAUGUAGUGAGCUUUCUGGCGCUGGCGAAUAUCGCCCUAGCGUCGGUGUACGACAAUGCUAUUGAAGGUGGAGAUAGGAUAGUGCAAGUUGCGCCCGUGUUAGCGCCCCCCAGGGACUCCAGGACGCCCGUGACGGACCGCUCCCGGCAGUUUCCGAUACUAGUGAUCCUCGCUCAGCAAAACCCACCGGAGAAGGUCAGGGAACCAGAAGCUAAGUCCUUGAAUAUCAACCAAGAACCCAUUUAUGUUAAGAAACUUGAAGAAAAAGAUGGUCGCUCCAACAGACAGAAGAGAACGUUGGGAAAACUUCUGCUAGGCCAUGGCCUAGGGGGAGGCGGAGGAGGUUUAUCAUUUGGCGGCGGUUUAUCAAUUGGAGGCGGUGGUGGCGGUUAUGGAGGCGGUUACGGGGGAGGUUACGGCGGCGGUUACGGUGGAGGAUACGGCGGAGGUUAUGGCGGUGGCCGAGGUUUCGAUGGCGGUUACGGAGGCCACGGCGGCCACGGCGGAUAUGUUACCUACGAAGAACCUCCUAAAACCGUGAUUGUGAAAGUUAUUAAAGAACAUGGUGAGUACAACGUUAAAUACAUUCCUUUUUGGCCAGUACCAAAUGAAAUGAUGUAUAAAUUGUUGAUAAAAAAAUAUUGUUACUAUAGAAAACUGAGUUUGUCAUAUUAUGUCCAAUAUUGUAUCGUAGGAUUAGUUUAGAUUUAUGUUUGAAUUAGGUUUAAAACUAUUCGCAUUGAUUAAAUCUUUUUAGAAUCCCAUGAAUAAAUGUUAGAUUCUACCCACUUACAAGCUCAACUCAAUCAGAACUCUGGAUAUUCCGUUUUGUGUGCUUGUUAGCUAUUACAAUUGUGCUAUUACAUGUGUCAAAACAAAGCUAUCUCAGCAAGCAAUUCGUUGCGUAAUAACCAAAUAUGAACACAUAUAGGUAUAUAUAUAAGGGAACCUUGUUGUAUAACUCGCGUACAUCUGCUCCUAAUCUCUUUUAUAAUUAAGAAUAGUUUUGAGAAUUGCAUAUACAUACAACAGAUUAUUUAAAAAUUAUUGCAUAAUGAUUUUUUUGGCCUUAAAAACGUGCAUUAAUUGCCAAAAUUUUCCGUUAAACUAUAAAGAAGCCUUUUGUAUUGUAUCAUAUCACAUAGUUAUCUUUACUAAAGGUCGUUUAACUUAUUCAUCAAGCAAAACACUUUACUUCGUAUACUGGGGCUUUGUGUUAACUUAGUUUAGACAGAAUGCUUGUAAUAAAAAUCAUACACAAACACAAUUAUAAUCAAGCUUAGCAUAAAACAGGUAGAGCUAGUUUGUAAAAAAAUUAAAACUUGUUCUUGAGUCUUAUUGUUGAUAACAUCGCAGUCUCAUCAUCAUUGAAAUAAAGAAAAAACAAAACUAAACUUCAACCAGAAUAAUAUUACGAUGUGUGUACAUAGGUUGUGUGAGGAUGAUUUUUGAAUUUGAUAAAUUUAUAUUCAAAUGUUUUUCAUCACAAAGCAGUAGUAUCAAAAACGAUGCUGUUUAAUUUAUCUAGAUUCGCACAUAUGCACAAAGUAAAUCCGACUAAUAUUAUAAAUGCGAAAGUUUGUAAGGAUGUGCGUGUGUUUGUUGUUCAUUUACGCAAAAACUACUGAAUCAAUUGCAAUGAAAUUUGGUACGUAGAUAGUUGGACAACUGGAUUAACAUAUAGGCAAAUUUUUAUCCCGAUAUUCGUACGGGAUACGAACUUACGUGGGUGAAACCGCGGGGCGCGACAGUAAAAUAUGAGGUUAGAAAUAGUGAUGAUAGAAUCAUACUGAUUUUGAAUAUUUCUUAUGAGUGUUAGCAACUCGGUUAACAGUUAACCAAUGAGUGUUAAACGGGAACCCUUUCUCGAUGAAUUUUAUUCAUUUUCAAAUUCAAAAAA